Cuscuta campestris is the source of this 3924-nucleotide messenger RNA. The record is from the annotation of a GenBank genome assembly. Lineage: Eukaryota; Viridiplantae; Streptophyta; Magnoliopsida; Solanales; Convolvulaceae.
AUAGCGUUGUUUCUCCCUUUGCUAUACGCAGGAAAUCUCCUUCCAGAAAGGAGAUGAGUCAAGCUCCCGAGCAUGGACAAGUUGGUCCUCAGGGAGAACAGGAGCACAUGAGUGUGCAUACCGAGGCGUCUAGCUUCACACCGCAGCACGAAGUUCCGGAGCCGCAGGUUCCGCAACCGAAUGUCGUACCACAGGCGGUUCUUUAUCUGCAGCCGCAGAUGGCGGCCAACAUGCUCCAGUUCCUCCAGCAGAUGGCCGGGGCGUAUGUACCACCACCGCCACCGCCGCCUCCUGUGGUUAUGGUCACGAUUGAGAAGUUGAAGAAGAACGGAGCCGAGGAGUUCCGUGGCGACCAGAUCGCGGAACCCAUGGUCGCGAAGCGCUGGCUCGAGCGUGUGAGUCGAGUACUCAGAACCUUGCGGGUUCCAGCAGAGCCGAGAGGCGACCUAGCUAUCGCCUUGCUUCAGGAUGCCGCCUACGACUGGUGGAAACGCGCAGGAGCGAACGUCCCGGAGCCGGUGCCGUGGGCGACCUUCGACGAGCUAUUCCGUGAGGAGUAUGUGCCCGAGCACUUCAUGGAGGAGAAGCGUGACGAGUUCAUGAAGUUCAAGCAGGGUGAACUUACGCUGCCAGAGUAUCGCCAGAAGUUCGAUGAGCUGGCCGAGUUUGGCCGGGACUUGGUGCCAAUAAUGGAGAAGAGGUGCAAGCGCUUCAGGGAGGGGUUACGCCCUAAUUUGUCCUCCGGGCUGGUCUCCGCACCGAGGAAUGACAUUAACGACUUGUACAAGCAGGCGUUGGAGUUACAGACGGCCUUACUCAGGAAGGCUGAGUAUGAGCAGUCCCAGACGACGCAUCCUCGACCGCCACCGCCAUCCAGAUCCGGCUCGAGCAGCAAGAGGCCUCCUCACGUACCGAGCAGCUCGCACUCGAGCAAGAAGGUUAGGUCCGCACCAGCCGCGUCGUCAGCACCCACUCAGAAGAGUGGGAAGAGCCAGAGUCAGAGCGGAUAUCGGAACCCGAUCUGCAACCUCUGCGGCCGGAGGCACUCCGGCGAGUGUUGGUUCACUCAGGGCCUAUGCCUUGGGUGUGGACAGGCCGGGCAUUACCGCAGGAACUGCCUGACGAACCCUAGAGAGGCGUUCCCGACAGCGCCCGCAGUCGCAGUCUCAGCUCCAGCAGCCCAGCCCGCACCGAGUCAGAAGUCGGUAGCGGCGUCCAGUCAACCGAAAAGGCCGGCACAGAGCGCUCAGUCCGGGAAGGCUCCAACCCGUACUUAUGCGAUGCAUGGACGCACUGAGCAGCCCGCUCAUGAUGUGAUUAUGGGUAUGUUCACCUUAUUCGAUACAUCCAUAACUGCUUUGAUUGACCCAGGUUCCACAUUGUCAUAUCUGUGUACAUCUAUGCAUGUAUCGUCUAAUAUUCCGAGAGAGAACCUGGAGAAUCCGGUGGUUGUGUCCAAUCCGUUGGGGCACAGUCUAUGUCUCAAAUAUAUCUAUCCUGACUGUCCGCUAGGUGUGCAAGGGAAGAGCUUCCCUGCAAAUCUGAUAGAGCUCCCACAUCGAGAAUUCGAUGUUAUCCUGGGCAUGGAUUGGCUCACAACCAAUCAAGCCGUGGUUGAUUGUGGCGCACAUACAGUACGGCUGAAAGCCGAAGAUGGUAAUGACGUUCUGAUCCGUGGCGAGCUUUUCCCGAAGACUCCCGAAUUUAUCUCAUAUAUGCAAGCUCGUCGCCUCAUACGCAAGAAAUGCGAGGCCUUUCUUUGCACCGUCCGCGACACGCAGCUAGAGGCACCCGGACGAGAGGAAAUCCCUACGAGCGACGACGAUUUCUGCAGGCAGACCUGUGAGCUCGCCUCUCGGGGCGAGAAACCCUACUUCUCUGUCCACCCUUCACACGUGAUCCCUGCGGAUACGGUCACUCUCGACGAGAACCUUACAUAUGAGGAGGAGCCGGUUGAGAUUCUGGCUCGGGAGAUCCGUCAGUUGAGGAACAAAACCAUUCCGUUGGUCAAGGUUCUGUGGAGAAGUCACACCGUUGCGGAGGCGACAUGGGAAACCGAGGAAUCCAUGCGCACCCGUUAUCCCCAUCUUUUCAGUGACCAGACCAUGGCAUACGUUGCAUACCACGCCAAGGGGUCAGGCCCAGUGCGCCUCUUCCGUGGGCCCGUCCAGGAACCUGCGGGAUCCAACGGGUUUUCAUCACGAGGGCUUGUGUACGUACAUGCCGGGCAGAGGGAGCACGAAGAUUUGACCAAAUUCCUCACCCGGUGGAAGGAUGAAGUUGACAAGGUGGAGGAGAUGGACGACAAAACCGCGAUGUCCCUGCUAGUCUCCGGGCUUCAUUCCGGGGAAUUGUAUAAAGAAUUCUGCCAGAGACCUCCCCAGUCAUACCAGGAGGCCUACAACACGGCUUGGGAUUAUGCUGACGCCGAAGCACAGAAUAUCUGGCUCAUGCAAAGCAAAAGAAAAACCAAUGGGUCCGGCCAGAAGGACAACCGGCCGAGCAGAAUAAGAAGAAGGAAGAAAGCCGCCGACAAGGAGCACUUGCAGGUCAUCUAUGGUGGACCGGAAGGUGGAGAUUCUGCUUCUCAAAGAAAGAAGUGGGGAUGGGAACUCUACAUUGGCACUGUUGCCCUAGCUCCCCGAUCAAAGCAAACCAGAAGGGAGCCGAUCACUUUCACAGAUCGGGACCUUCCCGCCACCGGCGAAGAUCACAAUGACCCCUUGGUCAUAACCAUGGAUAUGGGUGGAGUCGAUGUCUCCCGGGUACUCGUUGACACGGGCAGUAGUGUCAAUGUUUUUUACUUAGAGGCAUUUGAGAAACUCAAGCUGUGUCGAACACGGCUUGAGCCUUUGAAGACUCCCCUGUCCGGGUUCACUGGGGACUCUGUUGAAGCUGAGGGAUCAAUCCUCCUAACUUGUGAAUUGGGCACGGGAGACAAGGUGAUCCAAAAGCAGAUGAGGUUCGUGGUAGUGAACAUUAAAUGUGUUCACAACGCCAUCCUAGGCCGGCCUGGAAUAAAUAAAGUCCGUGGAAUCAUCUCCAAGGCCCAUCUCUGCAUGAAGUUGUAUACACCAGGCGAUAUAGGACAAGUCUGGGGAGAUCAAAAGAAGGCCCGGUCUUGUUAUCUUGAAGCUGUGAAAAAGAUGACAAAGGCGUUCGAAAGGGUUACCCUGGUUUCCCAGGAGGAAGACUGGUCGAAGUUGGAACCGGGUGACGAGACCGAGCAGAUUGUUCUCCGGGAAGCAUUUCCAGAGAGAACGGUGAAGAUAGGCCGGGACUUGCCUGGAGGACUUCGAGAGGAAGUCAUCUCAGUCCUCCGGGAGUUCGCUGACAUAUUCACUUGGAGUGUGGUGGAUAUGCCGGGCAUUGACCGGUCCAUUAUCUGCCACCGGUUGGCUGUAAUCGAAGAAGGGUUCAAAAUCUACCAUGCCUUGGUUUUUAACUUCAAGCUCACCAACAACGAGGCGGAGUACGAGGUAUUAGCCGGUGGCCUCAGAUUAGCCCGGGCACUCGGGAUUAAGAGAAUGAAGAUCCGAUCCGAUUCGAGCCUGGUCGUCGGCCAGAUCAAUGGCGAGAUGGAGGUCAAAGAAGAACGUUUGCCCGGUACAGUGACCUGGUCCGAGCACUUCUAAGGGAAUUAGAAGAGUUUCGUCUUACCCGGAUACCCCGGUCAGAAAACACUGACGCUGAUAUGCUUUCAAAAUUAAUGCAAGCUUGCCCGGAGCAUGUCUGAAAGUUGGCCAAAAUCGAGAUAUUGGACCAACCUAGCGCUGACCGGUUUGAAGUCGCAGCCAUUCAGCAGGGUCAGAGCUCAGCUACCGGGGUGAUCGAAGUGGACGAUGAUUGGAGAUACGAUCUCAUGGAGUAUUUAAUGACCGGCCAGAAACCGGACGACGAAGAACGAGCCAGGAAGGUUGUCUU